This is a messenger RNA of Prorocentrum cordatum, 664 nucleotides long. Lineage: Eukaryota; Dinophyceae; Prorocentrales; Prorocentraceae. The record is from the annotation of a GenBank genome assembly.
GCACCAGGCAGGGCGCCAGGCUCGGCGCCGGAUUGGGAGCCGGGCUCGGAGCCGAGAAAGGUGCUGCGCUCAGAACAGCCGGGUUGGGGACCGGACUCGGAGCGGGACUGGGAGCCGGCAAAGGCGCCGGUCAGGGCGCCGGGCUCGGAGCUGGUCUGGGGGCCGUGCUCGGAGCCGGCCUGGCAGCCGGCGCGGGUGCCGGUCAGGGCGCCGGGCUCGGAGCUGGUCUGGGAGCCGUGCUCGGAGCCGGGGGGGGCGCCGCCAGGCAGCAGUGCGCCAGGUGGGGAACCGGGCUGGGAGCCGGCCUGGGAGCCGGCAAAGGCGCCGGUCAGGGCGCCGGGCGGCGAGCCGGGCUGGGGGUUACGCUCGGGGCCGGCCUGGGAGCCGGCGCGGGUGCCGGUCAGGGCGCCGUGUUUGGAGCGUAUGACGUACACUCGGUUCCAGGGAGCGGCAGGUGACCGGGCCCUCGAGCUCGUGCUGCUCCGCUGGCUGGUACGGUCUGAGAUUGGGAGGCGUCACGAGGAGGCUGCUGAGAUCCCCCCGGACUCCUGGACGAACGGUGGUUUCGACCAGAUUUCGGUCCACGCGAGGGGGGGCGGCCACGGCUGUCCUGACUCCGCGGGCGGCUGGUGCUCUGUGGCGGAGUCGCAGCGUUGGCUGCCAG